GGAGGGAGGGAGGGAGGGCGGGCGUGAGCAGCGGACCCGGCACCCGGCACCGGACAGGCCGGACAGGCCGGACACACGUCCCGCCGCACAAGGCAGAGCUGCCGACAUCUCGGUCGGGAAGGGCCAUCUCUCCGGGCCCCGCGGGGCCGCGCACCGGGCGUCCUCCAUCGCGCGCCCGCUCCCUCCAUCCACCUGCCGCCGGGGGCCCGGCCGUCGGCGCGCGCAUCCCCAGGUCAGUCCCCGGCCUUCGAGGGCGCCGCCGGCUCCAUCUCCGCCUCUGCAGCAUCCGCAGACGCCCGGGCGGGACCCCGGCGUGAGCACCAGGCGCCCCCCCAGGAGUGCACGACCCCCGGAGCCGCCCUCGAUACGGACCGCGCCCGCCGGGCACACAAGAAUGGUCACUCAGAUACUGGGGGCCAUGGAGUCUCAGGUUGGGGGGGGGCCGGCCGGCCCGGCCCUGCCCAACGGGCCACUCCUUGGGACAAACGGAGCCACUGAUGACAGCAAGACCAACCUCAUCGUCAACUACCUACCCCAGAACAUGACACAGGACGAGUUCAAGAGUCUCUUCGGCAGCAUUGGGGACAUCGAGUCCUGCAAGUUGGUUCGGGAUAAGAUUACAGGGCAGAGCCUGGGCUAUGGGUUUGUGAACUAUUCUGACCCCAAUGACGCAGACAAAGCCAUCAACACCCUCAACGGCCUCAAACUGCAGACAAAGACCAUCAAGGUGUCCUAUGCACGCCCCAGUUCUGCCUCUAUCCGGGAUGCCAACCUGUAUGUCAGUGGCCUCCCCAAGACCAUGAGCCAGAAAGAGAUGGAGCAACUCUUCUCCCAGUAUGGUCGGAUCAUCACGUCCAGAAUCCUGCUGGACCAGGCCACAGGUGUCUCUCGGGGUGUGGGAUUCAUCCGCUUUGACAAGAGGAUCGAGGCAGAGGAGGCCAUCAAGGGACUGAAUGGGCAGAAACCACUGGGUGCGGCCGAGCCCAUCACGGUCAAGUUCGCAAACAACCCGAGCCAGAAGACGGGGCAGGCCCUGCUCACCCACCUGUACCAGUCCUCCGCCAGGCGCUACGCGGGUCCGCUGCAUCAUCAGACACAGCGCUUCCGGCUGGACAAUUUGCUCAACAUGGCCUACGGAGUCAAGAGUCCCCUGUCGCUCAUCGCCAGGUUCUCCCCGAUCGCCAUCGAUGGCAUGAGUGGCCUGGCAGGUGUGGGCUUGUCUGGAGGCGCCGCGGGAACUGGCUGGUGCAUCUUCGUGUACAACCUGUCCCCAGAAGCCGAUGAGAGUGUGCUGUGGCAGCUUUUCGGACCCUUUGGAGCAGUCACCAACGUCAAGGUCAUCCGAGAUUUCACCACCAACAAGUGCAAGGGCUUCGGCUUCGUCACCAUGACCAACUACGAUGAGGCGGCCAUGGCCAUCGCCAGCCUGAAUGGCUACCGCCUGGGUGAGCGCGUGCUGCAGGUGUCCUUCAAGACCAGCAAGCAGCACAAGGCCUGAGCAUUUACCGCCCUCCCUCCCCGGGCAGCAGAGAGAGAGAGAGAGAGAGAGAAAGAGAGAGAGAGAGAGAGAGAGAGAGAGAGAUCACAGAGCAGGCAGACCCACACACCUGCAAACGACCACCGCAGGGUGAGCAUCGGGAUGGGGAGGGUCUGUCUCCCCCACACUUUCCCCACCCCAGGCUGGGGCUUGUUCACUCUCUCGUCUUGGUUUGGUUCAUGGUGAUGGCUUUUUCUUUCUUUUUUUCGGCUAAAAACAAAAAGAAGAAAGCAGAGAGGAGACCCCCCAUCCCACCUCACCCUCACCACCCUGCACGGGAUGGCUUAGGGGACAGGACGGUGCCCCGCCCAGGCCUCCCUUGCCCAGGCCUGUCCUGUACCGAGAAAGGGGAGGGAACAGGUUUAAAAAUCCCCAAAACAGCAAAAAACAUGAAAGAGGGGUGUGGGCCUCCCCAUCCCCUGUCCCAGUCUCUGGGCAGAAUACAGGGAGCAGGGUUGGGGAAGGGCAGGAAGCAGGAAAAAAAAAAA
Molecule: messenger RNA, 2025 nt
Organism: Psammomys obesus (fat sand rat)
Lineage: Eukaryota; Metazoa; Chordata; Mammalia; Rodentia; Muridae
Gene: Elavl3
Product: ELAV like RNA binding protein 3
Exons: 7
Coding region: 395-1498 (367 amino acids)
Cellular component (GO): ribonucleoprotein complex
Molecular function (GO): RNA binding
Source: RefSeq, a predicted model, not a curated record